Messenger RNA from Solea solea (common sole), 3561 nucleotides. It is a transcript of the gene hmox2b, whose product is annotated as heme oxygenase 2b. The transcript has 7 exons. Lineage: Eukaryota; Metazoa; Chordata; Actinopteri; Pleuronectiformes; Soleidae. Gene Ontology annotation, molecular function: heme binding; heme oxygenase (decyclizing) activity. Gene Ontology annotation, biological process: response to oxidative stress; heme catabolic process; heme oxidation. The record is from RefSeq and is a predicted model, not a curated record. The coding region runs from base 317 to 1243 and encodes 308 amino acids.
CGGUUGAACUGUGAACUUGCUACCUCAUCACUGUGUGUCGAGUACGUGUGGACAACAAGCAACUGUUUUACCGCUAGCAGCCAAGAGAGGUCGCAUUUGCAGCCUGUUAUGUUAACAGUGGUACUGUGAAGACACAGUAAAUAAGAUCAAAGACUGAAUCGACUGAUAGAAACAAACAACGUUCCUUUGCUUUCUAUCGUCAUCGGCAUCAUCUCAGGGACAACAGAGAGCUGGAGUUGUUUCGCCUUUUUACAUUUGAUCAACGCUGCCUCUUCGACUAACUGACAGGAACCCACUGCUAAUAUCAGCAGAGAAGAUGGAUACAACAAGUGUGUCCAAUGGAGCUGUGCCCGCGUACGAAGUGAAGGAGGAAAACCUCAGUCCUGAAGAUCUAUCUGAGAUGCUUGCAGCAGGUACCAAACAGGUCCAUGAAAAGGCUGAGAACACACAGUUUGUCAAGGAUUUCCUCAAAGGACGCAUCCGCAAGGAACUCUUCAAGCUUGGUGCUGUGGCACUCUACUACACUUACAAGGCAAUGGAGGAGGAGAUUGAAAGGAACAAGGAUCAUCCUCACUUUGCCCCUCUGUAUUUUCCUGCAGAGCUCCACCGCCACACAGCUCUGGCUCGUGACCUUGAGUAUUUUUAUGGCCCAGAAUGGCAGAGUCAGGUACACUGCUCCGAGUCCACUCAGUGCUAUGUGGACCGCAUCCACAAAGUAGGGCAAGAGGACCCAGUGCUGCUAGUAGCCCAUGCUUACACCCGUUACAUGGGAGACCUAUCUGGUGGACAAGUGCUGAAGAAGGUGGCACAGAGAGCCUUGAAACUUCCUCCCACAGGAGAGGGGCUGGAGUUUUAUCAAUUUGAUGCCAUCCAUAGCGCCAAAGCGUUCAAGCAGCUAUAUCGCAGUCGGAUGAACGAACUGGAACUUGACAUGGAAACAAAGAAGAGAGUCGUGGCUGAGGCUGUGAAAGCCUUCACUUUCAACAUGGAGGUUUUUGACGAGUUGGAAGAGAUUGGGAAAACCAUCCAGGAGGAGGUUUUAGAUGCUGGGAUGCCUGUCCAUGGAGAAAUGGGUGGUGACAUCAGCAAAUGCCCCUACUAUGCUGCCAAAAUGGCGGCUUCAGGUGGAACGACAUACGCGUGUCAAAUGGCCAUGGCCAUGCUCCGACACCCAACAGGACAAGUUCUGUUUGCUACUUGGUUUGCUGUCCUGGCUGGACUGGCUGCCUGGUAUCUGAUGUGAUCCAACCUUCAGCGUGUCAUUUUUACGCUUUAGGAUGGACAGUAAGGAGACGUGGAGCAUUUCAUUGUUUCAUCGCAACAUUCUUUACAGGUCCAAGUUUAUUUAAUGUUGCACAUUGAUCACGAUGGAAGCUGAUAGCAAAUGUGCUUGGAUCUGUUUCUUGCCAACGGCAAUUCCAGUGAGAUGAUCUAUAGGACCAUUAGCACGCCAUCCUCAUUCAUUCACCCAGCCAUCAACAUUCACUUUGUUAGAAUUCAGUCUCCACUCUGUGUUGUUUCUCUACCUCUUUUGCAACAUCCCUCCAUUUUGUGUCCUCCCAGAGUGUUUGGUUGCACCUCAGCACCUUCUGCAGGUGUAGGCUUAUGAGUGUUUGAGCAUAGUGUGUGACUUUUUUUUUGAUGCAACUGAAUUAUAGCUUGGCUAUACUAUUGACAUGAUGCAUGUAGUAUCGAAAACAUAUAAACGGUGACCAUAGCAAAAAAAAGUAUGAAUAAAUAUGAAACACUAUGCAGAGGCUAUGCAUAGAAUAACUCAAUAGGUCAAUAGGGUUUUUUUGCCAGGCAGAUUGCAGUGUUGAUUUCUAAUGAGAUAAUAAGAUAAAGUUCUGUACUAUGGUGGUAAGGAUAGUGGUACCACCAAGGAGGUAAUAGUUUUGGCCAUGUUUGUUUGUGUGUGAGCAGCACAUAAAUAAUUCCAUUUUCUUGGAAUAUCGGGUCAUGGUCCAAGGAAAAAAAUUAGAUUUUGCUGAUGAUAUGGAUCUGAAUUUGGGGGAUUAUUGACACUGUGGGAAACUGAGGGACCUUGUCAGAGGUUGGAGCUCUCUGAGUGCUUUCUGUAGUUUAUAAUAUCAACAGUGUCUACAUACAGUAUAUAAUAUUUGAUUUCUACACACUGAUUGCAGCACCGAACAUGUGCUUAACACACGUGUUUAAAGAGAAAGCUGCGGUUAAAAUCGUUAAAGAAUCCAUGAUCACAUUUCAUACAUCAUACUCAUACUUAGAAAAGGAACUGAAAACAACCUUUUAUUAUUAACUCUACAGCUUGCCUACACUUUAACAAGUGUAUGAUUAUUAAUAAGAAUAUUUCACAUAAUGUGAACGUCUAUUGAUGCAUGGUGAUAAAAAGAAAAAGCAAUUUCUCUGCUCCAGAAUGAUGUGACUCCUUGAUGCUUCAGUUGUACCUGCAGUAGGAGCCUAUAUAACUAUAUUAGCGGAGGUAAUUGCCUCAGUUAUUUAAGGUAAUUGACUUUUUAUACCAGUCAUAAUUUAUCUCCAUCGUAGAAAUAGACAUGUUCAUGGACAUGUAAUGGAGCUUUCAGCAGCUCAGCUCGUGUGUGCAUCCAUUUGCACAAUAACCAUACUGUUUUCUGCUCAUACUGUAAAUUGGAAUAUUUUCUCAGAUUCGAUUUUUUUUUUUUUUUUUUUUAAAACAAGAAGGAAAUUGACACAGUCAAGGUUUUGACUUUCUAAGUGCUUUUCUUGGACGUGCUGGACACAGAGUACCAAAGGAAAUAUGCUUUUCUUUUUUGCACCAGGUUCCUGUGUUGUGUGCAUUGCACAACACCGUGAACACGUACUGCCACAUGCACGUGCAGUACUCCCUCUUCUCAGCACAGCUCAUUCAGGGUCAGCUCCACAAGUAGUGAAGCAGUUAAAUCACAGCCAUGAAACGAUGACGACGAAGUGUUAUGUGUCCUAGAGUCUCAGGUUAAUGUUGCAGAAUGACGGCAACGUGACGCGUUGUGAAUGGAGGACUAACACAAGGACUGCCCGAUUCUCCCCUGUAGUGUCUGUACUUUAGUUUUCAUGAUGCCAGUGUUUGUUUGAAAGAGUGUUGAGUGUGUUUGGACAUAUUGAAAAGACACUUACUUGAAUCUUGGUAGAAAGGUAGUUCAUGCUCAUUUUGAAGUCUCUUGCAUUUCCUUUAACCCGUGUUCUGAUCACUUUUGUGUAUUCAACUAAACAAAGCUUUAUAAGUGACCGGUUAGACGACGACUCUUUGUAUGAAGGUGAAAGUCCAGUAGUCUGUUGUGCUGCCAAUAGUGGAAUAAAAAAUGUGGACCGUUCUUGUUGAAAUAAAGUAAUUUAAAUGGACUGGCGUUUAUAAUUACAUUGAAUACGUGAUGCAUAUUACAUACCUCAUGUUCCUAUAACGCACCAUGGACAUGGAACAACAUUCAAAAAGAGCUAGUUUCACUCAUAUCUCUCAGCAAACUUCAGAGAAUCAUAUGUUGUAUUGUGUUUUAAUAUUGUUUUUGUGAUUUUGUAUGGCUGCUACCUUGGUCAGGUCUCUUUUAUAAGAGAUUUUUUCUUCUUUUU